Molecule: messenger RNA, 1729 nt
Organism: Cynocephalus volans (Philippine flying lemur)
Lineage: Eukaryota; Metazoa; Chordata; Mammalia; Dermoptera; Cynocephalidae
Gene: SDF2
Product: stromal cell derived factor 2
Exons: 3
Coding region: 468-1103 (211 amino acids)
Source: RefSeq, a predicted model, not a curated record
CUGGGAGUGGGUGGGCCAUUUCUUGCUCUCUUUCCCCACCGGGUUCUCAAGGUUUUCGUCCGGAGGCAUGCGAAAGCCGGAAGAAGCAGUUCAGUAAGGCAGCUGUCAAGAGCCUUCAGAACAGAGAGAGGAGGAAGGCCGAGCCCGUGGCACACUUGGGAGAGUGCAGUGCUGGGAGCGCGGCGACGCUCCCGCCGCGGGUUCGGAUCCUAUAUGGGAAUGGCCGGUGCACUCACUGGCUGAGUACCGGUCACGAAAAAGACAAAAAAAAAAAAAAAAAAGAACAGAGAGAGGAGAUCGGAAGCAACUAGGCCCAACGGGCUCCUCAGGCCGCUCUAGCCAAAGGAACCAUAAAGAUCAGAUUAGGGCUUCUGCGCUUCCUCCUUUCUGUUGUUCCUCCUUCAGCUUCCGGUUCCGGGGAGGGGCCUAGUUUCCUUCGACGAUAGGAGCUCCGAGAUCCAGCUAGGAUGGCUAUGGUACAGCUACUGUUGUUCGCGGGUUUGUGGAACGCUGUGGGAGCGUCCAGUCUGGCUGUCGUUACCUGCGGGUCUGUGGUGAAGCUACUCAAUACGCGCCACAACGUUCGACUGCACUCACACGACGUGCGCUAUGGGUCAGGUAGUGGCCAGCAGUCAGUAACAGGUGUAACCUCUGUGGAUGACAGCAACAGUUACUGGAGGAUACGGGGGAAGACUGCUACAGUAUGUGAGAGGGGAACCCCCAUCAAAUGUGGUCAGCCCAUCCGGCUGACACAUGUCAACACUGGGAGAAACCUCCAUAGUCACCACUUCACCUCACCUCUUUCUGGAAACCAGGAAGUUAGUGCUUUUGGUGAGGAAGGUGAAGGUGAUUAUCUGGAUGACUGGACAGUGCUCUGUAACGGGCCCUACUGGGUGAGAGACGGUGAGGUCCGGUUCAGACAUUCUUCUACAGAGGUGCUGCUAUCUGUCACAGGUGAACAAUAUGGUCGACCCAUCAGUGGACAAAAAGAAGUGCAUGGGAUGGCCCAGCCAAGUCAGAACAACUAUUGGAAAGCCAUGGAAGGCAUUUUCAUGAAGCCCAGUGAAUUGUUGAAGGCAGAAGCCCACCAUGCGGAGCUAUGAGUCUGGAGGCUCUGAGCCACUGUUACCACAGUAUUCAUAGACACAUCUGCAGCUGUUUCACCCUGGAUCCAUGCCAAAAGUUCCCUGGGCAGUGGCCAUGUCACCACAGAGAUGGAGACGCACGACAGAAAACUGUGUUUGAAAGCUUCAGCCCUUCACACUUGAAUUCAUUGCUCUGCUAGACUUGGUUUGGUUCUUUCUUUGUAGAGGACUUGCUGGUGAAGGGGCAGAUACUUUUUAUUCAUACUGAUAAAACAAACUGAGGGGAACAUCCCUCUUAGCUGGGAAAUUUUUACUCCUCAGGAGCUUGGCAUCAUGGAUUUUUAAUGUGUGUGAUGUCUCCACUAUUUUUCUUCCUCCAAAAUGAUAAAAAAUAAUUUUAUUAUUAGUCACUGUGUUGUAAUGUAUUAAGUGUGCUAUUUCAUGAUGUGCUUGAUCCUUGAGUCCUAAGAUUUUUUCAAGAUGCUGGGAAGCUUCAGCUUGGAUCCUUGUAAGAGUUUUACUUGCAUCCAAACCUUUUCUUUCUCUAGUUUCACUUCUCCAUAGGCACCUCAUCUUUACUAGAUUUUUGACUAAUUAUGGCUAAAGACCCUCAAAGAAUACAGCAUAAUAAAUAGCCAAUGAAA